GGCACGGAGAUGCAGGAAGCUGGCGAGAGGGGAGGGAUGACCCUGCUUUGCAAAGGGGAGGAGGCAGCAGCUUUUAGCCCAUGGGACAGAGGCAAUUCCUCGUCACUGCCCGCGUUUAGUUUCGAUUCCGGCAGAGCCCUGCCUCUCAGCCCUGCCCCGGAGCUGCCGCGCCAUGGCCCGGGCAGGGGCAGGGGCUGUGCCCGGGCUGAGGGAAGAGCUGACCUGUCCCAUCUGCCUGGACAUUUACAGGGAGCCCACGUCGCUGGGCUGCAGCCACAGCUUCUGCCGGGACUGCAUCCAGCAGGCGCUCCGGGGCCAGCAGAGCUCUGCCCGCUGCCCGCUCUGCCAAUCUCCCGUCUUGGAGCGGCAGCCCAACUUCCACCUCCGCAACAUCGUGGAGAAAUUCAUGGAUGCUGCUGAGCGCCGGGAGGAGGAAGCGCAGGAAGGGCAAUGCGAGGACACGGGGGAAGGCUCGGGCAAGCCGGAGGAGGCGGUGCUGUGUGAUUUCUGCCUCCAGGAGCCCCAGCCCGCGGUCAGGACGUGCCUGAGCUGCGAAGCCUCCCUGUGCCAAGCGCACCUGAGCAAACACAACACCAGCAGCGCCCAGAGGAACCAUGUGCUGGUGGAGCCCUGCCGUGGCCAGGCCUUGGCUGAGAGGAGGUGCCCCAAGCACGGCAAAAUGCUGGAGUGCUUUUGUAAGACGGACAAGGAGUGCAUCUGCAUCCUGUGCUCCGUCCUCUCCCACCAGAACCAUAAGAUCGUCGGUUUGGAGGAGGCUUUCAAAGACGCCCAGAUAUCUUUUCCUGAAACUCUGGGAGCACUGAAACACAAUGAAGCUGUACUGGAUCAAGCCAUAGCAAACCUGGUGCAGCAAGAGAAUAAACUAAAGACUGAGGGGAGCCAGCGGAGGGAACAGCUGGAGAGCCUGUUCAAGGAGAUGCAUAAGCAACUAGAGGAGAAAAAACAAGGGGUCCUGAAAGUUCUCACUGACUACGAGAACCAACAACUUUCUCGGAUUCAGACAGAGAUGAAUAAUCACAAGGAGAAGAAGGAUUCAGCCAGCCAUGACAUUCAGGAGCUGCAGGCUCUGAGAAAUGAGAAGGACACACUUCUUUUCACCAAGGCUUUUGCAGCAAUUGAUGCCAGGAAACAUGAGCCAGUUCCUAGAGUGCAUGGUGUGGCAGUACCAAAUCCCCCCAUUAUUUUGAAUAAGUUAACAACAGAUGCUGUUCUGGUACAAUUUCGGCAAUUCCUCUCAACUGCAGAUGCUUCCUUUAAGCCACCACCAGCUGUAACAUUCAAACCUACUACUAGUUCCUUCUCAUUUGGUGGUGGUAGAACACAACAUGGAUUCAUGUUUGGACAUGACCCUUCAUUUUCUUCCAGUUAGCCUAAUGAAAUACAAAUUCAGUUGCAAUCUUAAUGGUAACAAUCACAGAAAGGAGGGAGGAGGGAGGGAAAACCCAGCCACAACUAAUGAUGCACAGCACAGUUGCUCCCCCCUCACCUGCUCUGGUGUCCAGCAGUUGGCUCCUUCUGGCCAUCUCCCCCCAGUUCAUAUACUGGCCAUGGUGUUCUAUGGUGUGGAAUAUCCCUGUGGCCAGUUUGGGUCACCAGCCCCAGCAAGGCUCCUUCCCAGCUUUCUGUGCAUCUCCUGGCUGGCAGAGCAUGAGGCACAGAAAGGUCCUUGGCGCAGGUUAAGCACUGCUCAGCAGCAGCCAAGCCAUCAGUGUGUUAGCAACAUUAUUCUCUACUGAACCCAAAACUGAACCAGCUGCUGAGAAGGGAAUGAAUUCUCAUGAAUGGAAUUCUCACAGUUGGAAUGAAUCCCAGCCCAAACCAGACAGGACUCCAGUGCAUGGAGCCACCCCAGACAUGCAGGGCCACCAGAGCUGCUGGGAGGAGGAUACCAGCAACGUGAGCUGCUGGAAGUUUGCAAUUGUUUGUGCGUGGUUUGAAUGCUGCCUGCAAAUGCCUCAUAAUUAGUUCUGUUUGUUCCUUAGGUGAAGAAUAUUGGUGGUAAAAAAAAUACUUUGGCUAUGAAGACUGAACAUCCUGCUGCGAACUUCAGGCUUACAAAGACAGGAACCAUCAGUGUGUGGAAGCUGCUGUAGUGGUGUGGGGACAAGGUGUUAUUUUGUAUUUUUGUGAGCCAUGCAAAGAGGCUGUGCUAAGGUGGCCUAUCAGAAAUGGGACUGUGGGCUGUUGUGACGGGGGUGUAUCACAGCACCCUGCCUCUUCCUGCAAGAGUCCUCUUCUAUUUGUUCUGUUAAUCAGAAUGGAAAUACCAUUAGGUUGUUCACUUUUGCUCAGCUGUAUCAAGUACUGCGUUGGGUUCAUGUUAUUAAAGUCAUGAUUUUAG
Ficedula albicollis (Collared flycatcher) is the source of this 2362-nucleotide messenger RNA. RefSeq names its product E3 ubiquitin/ISG15 ligase TRIM25-like. Gene Ontology annotation, molecular function: zinc ion binding. The coding region runs from base 173 to 1390 and encodes 405 amino acids. The transcript has 6 exons. The record is from RefSeq and is a predicted model, not a curated record. NCBI's taxonomy places the organism in Eukaryota, Metazoa, Chordata, Aves, Passeriformes, Muscicapidae.